Rhodamnia argentea is the source of this 1279-nucleotide messenger RNA. RefSeq names its product dehydrogenase/reductase SDR family member 7. NCBI's taxonomy places the organism in Eukaryota, Viridiplantae, Streptophyta, Magnoliopsida, Myrtales, Myrtaceae. The record is from RefSeq and is a predicted model, not a curated record. Bases 94 to 1071 code for a protein of 325 amino acids. The transcript is spliced from 12 exons. Gene Ontology annotation, molecular function: oxidoreductase activity. Gene Ontology annotation, cellular component: membrane.
CUAAACGAAGGGCGGUCGGUCGGUCGGUCGGAGGUUCUAACUGCUGGCAGCUGCGAGUGUGCGUGGGUUGCCCAAGACCGGUACGUGAAGACGAUGAUGAUACUCCUGUUCCUGCUCUUCCUCGGCAUCUCCGCUUUGCUCUUCAAGUUCAUCACCGCCGAUGGGGACUUCACGUUAAUGUCGAAGAAGCACGUCAAGCGCGACGAGAUCGAAGAUAAGGUUGUCUGGAUCACUGGAGCUAGUCGUGGAAUUGGGGAGAUUCUCGCGAAGCAACUAGCGAAUUUGGGGGCGAAGCUCAUACUCUCUGCUCGGAACGAAGCUGAAUUGGAGCGCGUCAAGGCUCAACUCACAGGCAAACAUGCGCCCAAUGAAGUGCAAAUCUUGCCGCUCGAUUUGGCGUCCGGAGAGGAUUCUCUUCGGCAGGCUGUGGAGAAGGCUGAAUCUUUCUUCGCUCGCUCUGGUGUUGACAUCAUGAUCCACAAUGCGGCCUUCGAGCGCCCAAAAUCAACAGCUUUGGAUGUGACGGAAGAAAGCCUUCAGGCAACGUUCGAUGUUAAUGUCUUUGGGACUCUAUCUUUGACUCGGCUUUUGGCACCUUUCAUGCUCAGACGUGGUAGGGGUCAGUUUGUUGUGAUGAGUAGUGCAGCUGGGAAAGCACCUGCACCUGGUCAAGCUGUGUAUUCUGCAUCCAAGUUUGCAUUGAAUGGUUACUUCCAUACUUUGCGUUCUGAGCUCUGCCAGAAAGGAAUCAAGGUGACUGUUGUUUGUCCUGGACCGAUAGAGACAUCCAAUGGAUCUGGAGCAACAACAUCAACGAAAAGAAGCUCCUCAGAGAAGCGUGUGUCAUCUGAAAGAUGUGCUGAAUUGACGAUAAUUGCAGCCUCUCAUGGCUUAAAGGAAGCUUGGAUCUCAUACCAGCCUGUACUUGCUGUGAUGUAUUUGGUGCAGUACAUGCCAACAAUGGGCUAUUUUCUCAUGGACAAGAUUGGCGGGAAUCGACUAGAAGCAGCUGCUAAAAAAGGCAACACCUAUUCUUUGGGGUUGAUUUUUGGGAAAAGAAAGGCAACAUGAAUCCAUCAACUGGCACAGUUCAUUUGUCGCGGUACUGUACACAUUUCGAGUACUCCUCCCUACGGGCCAAGAGUUGCAUUCUGACAGAUUAAUAAUGCUCGCAUGAGCUGACUAUGAAAGCAGGCACCUGAAAUUAUAAUCACUUUGACCAAUUUGUAAUAUGUCAAUUUUUUCUAUGCAAAUUCGGUGACCGUGAUUUUUCAGGUGU